Molecule: messenger RNA, 8311 nt
Organism: Salmo salar (Atlantic salmon)
Lineage: Eukaryota; Metazoa; Chordata; Actinopteri; Salmoniformes; Salmonidae
Product: F-box/LRR-repeat protein 16
Biological process (GO): SCF-dependent proteasomal ubiquitin-dependent protein catabolic process
Cellular component (GO): SCF ubiquitin ligase complex
Molecular function (GO): protein binding
Source: RefSeq, a predicted model, not a curated record
GAAGAGGAGAAAGGAGGAGAGAGCGAGACAGAGCGAGCAAUCGAGAGAGAGCGAGAGAGGAAAUUCACGCUUUGUGUGACAGUGGACGCAUAUUGAAUGAAGAGGUAUCGGAUGCCCCUUAUUUGACCGUUAACGGAUUUUGAGGGUAAAACAUCUAUUUUGCAUAACAGACGCGUUUUUUUUUAUCCGCCUCCGGAUUUAAGGAUCGGAUUGACGCGUCGAUGGCAUCAGUACCGGAGGGUGUCCCUCUUGCCUCCACCAGGCACAGCCGGUAACGGGAAGGGCUGCUGCUGCUGCCGUUUCUAGGGUUAUAGAUUUAUUUCUUCUCUUGCGAGCUGUAACGUUGAGGGAAACGUGACCAGAGUAAACCGGGACAUUUCGCCGAUCAUGGAGUAAUGACCGAGUGAGCAGCGUAUGAGAGGUUCCCAAUGUUGAACAUGUCGACCCCCAGCGAGCUCAAGUCUCCGUGUGUCCCGAGAAACGGCAUGGUCAAGCUCCCCCCUCAGCCCAACGGUCUGGGCAGCGCCAGCAUCACCAAGGGCACGCCCGCCGCCAAGAACCGCCUGUGCCAGUCGUCCUCCGUGCCCGGCAUCCUACCCCCGCCUUCCCUACCCUACCACCUGGACCCCCUCAACCCCCUGGGUCCAGACCUGGACCACAGCCCCCUGACGGCCCUCAAACCCCCGCUGCGCCAGGUCCCACUCACCUUACCCAAGCCUCACCUUCCCCUCACCCUGCCUCUGGCCCUUCUGCUGCCCCUGGAGCGCCAGCUGGCCCUGGAUGAGAAGCUGCUCAACAGGCUGCUGUGGUACUUCACCACGGCUGAGAAGUGUGUCCUGGCCCAGGUGUGUAGGACCUGGAGGAAGGUGCUGUACCAGCCUAAGUUCUGGGAGGGUGUCACUCCCAUCCUCCACGCCAAGGAGCUGUAUGCCCUGCUCCCCAGCGGAGAGAAGGAGUUUGUCAGCCUGCAGGCCUUUGCUCUCAGAGGGUUCCAGGCGUUCUGUCUGGUGGGAGUUUCGGACCUGGACAUUUGUGAGUUCAUUGAUAAUUACCCCCUGUCCAAGAAGGGGGUGAAGUCGGUCAGUCUGAAGAGGUCCACCAUCACAGACGCAGGCCUGGAGGUGAUGCUGGAACAGAUGCAGGGUCUGAUGCACCUGGAGUUGGCUGGUUGUAAUGACUUCACGGAGGCCGGUCUGUGGUCCAGCCUGAACGCACGGCUCACCUCGCUCAGCGUCAGCGACUGUAUCAAUGUGGCAGACGACGCUAUCGCUGCCAUCUCACAGCUACUGCCCAACCUGUCAGAGCUCAGCCUGCAGGCCUACCACGUAACCGACACAGCCAUGGCUUACUUCACAGCCAAACAGGGCUACACCACUCACACGCUGCGUCUCCACUCGUGUUGGGAGAUCACCAACCAUGGUGUGGUUAACAUGGUCCACAGCCUGCCCAACCUCACGGCUCUGAGCCUGUCAGGCUGCUCUAAAAUCACUGAUGACGGGGUGGAGCUGGUAGCAGAGAAUCUGAGGAAGCUGCGGAGCCUGGACCUCUCCUGGUGCCCACGCAUCACUGACAUGGCCCUGGAGUACAUUGCCUGUGACCUCCACAAACUAGAGGAGCUGGUACUGGACAGAUGUGUGAGGAUUACAGAUACAGGUCUAGGUUACCUGUCCACCAUGUCUUCUUUGAGGAGUCUCUACCUGCGCUGGUGCUGUCAGGUGCAGGACUUUGGGCUACAGCACCUGUUUGGCAUGAGGAGUCUGCGUCUUCUCUCUCUCGCAGGUUGUCCACUCCUAACCACUACAGGUCUAUCUGGUUUGAUCCAGAUCCAGGAUCUAGAGGAGUUGGAGUUGACCAACUGUCCUGGAGCCACAGCUGAACUCUUCAAGUACUACUCACAACACCUGGCACGCUGCAUGGUCAUCGAGUAGCCCCCCCCCCACCCGGAUCCCCAUCACACCCCCCUCUAACCUAUCACCCUAUCCAACUACCAACUGACCUGCCUACCAAUCCCCUACCCACCUACCCCAACUACCAACCACUCCCUUACUUCAGCCCAACGAACGCAGAGGAGGAAUGAUGACCAUGUCGAUGGAGCCAGCCAGGAUCUCUGCUCCAGCCAGGAUCUCUGCUCCAGCCAGGAUCAACCAGGGAACAUUUACAGGAAAGAGGGGAUUUUUUGUAGAGGGAUAAACUAAAAAAAAGGGAAUUUAUUGGAUUGGAGGGAUGUGAGCGCAGAGGGAUUUUCUGUACAGACCAGAUAUGACAGUUUAACAUGGCUGUGAUGGACUCAAAGUGGAGAAAGGGAUGAGUCUGGGCACGUUCCACACAGGAUCAUCGAACACGCACACACACUGUACACACACACACUGUACACACAAACACACACACACACACACACACGAAACAUGUAACUCCACCAGACAACCAGACUUAGCGGUGACAUGGUGACAUCUCCGUGUCUCUCUGUGUGAGAAUGGGGUGACGUCAGACCCACUCCUCUAUCUCCAUGUCUUAGCAAAGAACUGAAGAAGAAAAAUGCCUCUGUAGAAUAACGCGCCAGAGCUGCACGCUUUACCCGCUCGUUGUCAUGCCGAUUCAUCUCUCUCUUUUUGUUGUUGAUAUUACUACUACUAUUAUUUUAUUUUUGUAAACAUUAUUUUGGGAAUCUGAGGACAACUGAGAAUGAAUUCCUGUGUGGAGGGAGGACACGUGUCUGAGGAUUUACAGUACUGGACCAGGACAACUACACUACCCAGGAAACACUGGGGUUUUGGAGGGUCAACCCUGAUGAGGUCACCAGAGGUCACCUGAUCAGACCCUGCAGAGGUCAGGGUCAGGACAGACUGAGACUACAGAGACUCUAUUCCACUUUACAUACACUAGCUGAUGCUGAUUGGUUAAGCUUGGCCUUUCCAACCAUUCUGUUUGCCAGUCCAUUCUGUGGUCAGUUUAAUAUUAGUGGUUAGAUGGGAGAGGACGACCGUCAUAUAAAUCCUUUGUGCCAUGGUUUUACCUGCCAGCAUCAGGACUUACCUCAACGUCUUGAUGCUAUGUGGCAGCACCUCCGUUUACACUGUCCGUUACAGUAAUGUACACACACACACACACACACACACACACACACACACACACACACACACACACGGUCGUUGUGUCUCUGAAUCAACUCAACACAAAAAAAGCCCUUUACCCAGCAUGCUUUGUGGUCCUCAUUCAAGAUGGCGGCUCUGUCAGAGGGCCAAGUUUUGCAGUCUUGUAAUAUCGAAUUUCUAUUCUAAACUUCACCUGGUGAACCAGCUCUCCUUACUGCUGUGUGUGUGUGUGUGUGUGUGUGUGUGUGUGUGUGUGUGUGUGUGUGUGUGUGUGUGUGUGUGUGUGUGUGUGGGGGGGGGUCCUCAGCUUGCUUCCUUCUGAGGAUUUGUGUCAUAAUGACAUCCAGGUUGAGCUGACUGUAACAGUUGUUUCAUAAUGACAUCCAGGUUGAGCUGACUGUAACAGUUGUUUCAUAAUGACAUCCAGGUUGAGCUGACUGUAACAGUUGUUUCAUAAUGACAUCCAGGUUGAGCUGACUGUAACAGUUGUUUCAUAAUGACAUCCAGGUUGAGUCUGACUGUAACAGUUGUUUCAUAAUGACAUCCAGGUUGAGCUGACUGUAACAGUUGUUUCAUAAUGACAUCCAGGUUGAGCUGACUGUAACAGUUGUUUCAUAAUGACAUCCAGGUUGAGCUGACUGUAACAGUUGUUUCAUAAUGACAUCCAGGUUGAGCUGACUGUAACAGUUGUUUCAUAAUGACAUCCAGGUUGAGUCUGACUGUAACAGUUGUUUCAUAAUGACAUCCAGGUUGAGCUGACUGUAACAGUUGUUUCAUAAUGACAUCCAGGUUGAGCUGACUGUAACAGUUGUUUCAUAAUGACAUCCAGGUUGAGCUGACUGUAACAGUUGUUUCAUAAUGACAUCCAGGUUGAGUCUGACUGUAACAGUUGUUUCAUAAUGACAUCCAGGUUGAGCUGACUGUAACAGUUGUUUCAUAAUGACAUCCAGGUUGAGCUGACUGUAACAGUUGUUUCAUAAUGACAUCCAGGUUGAGCUGACUGUAACAGUUGUUUCAUAAUGACAUCCAGGUUGAGCUGACUGUAACAGUUGUUUCAUAAUGACAUCCAGGUUGAGCUGACUGUAACAGUUGUUUCAUAAUGACAUCCAGGUUGAGUCUGACUGUAACAGUUGUUUCAUAAUGACAUCCAGGUUGAGUCUGACUGUAACAGUUGUUUCAUAAUGACAUCCAGGUUGAGCUGACUGUAACAGUUGUUUCAUAAUGACAUCCAGGUUGAGCUCACUGUAACAGUUGUUUCAUAAUGACAUCCAGGUUGAGCUGACUGUAACAGUUGUUUCAUAAUGACAUCCAGGUUGAGCUGACUGUAACAGUUGUUUCAUAAUGACAUCCAGGUUGAGCUCACUGUAACAGUUGUUUCAUAAUGACAUCCAGGUUGAGCUGACUGUAACAGUUGUUUCAUAAUGACAUCCAGGUUGAGCUGACUGUAACAGUUUACAGCGUAGCAUACACCUUAUGCCACACAGGGUACUUUUCUCAUGCUAUAUUUAGGUACGGCCUGGGUACACACACACACACACACACACACACACACACACACACACACACACACACACACACACACACGCACACUGCAUCCCACCGCCAUACCCCCAGGCAGACAGCUGUUCUAACAUUCUUUCAGCUCCAGCCCUAAAGAUAACAGUUUGUACUUGGACCUCAGGUGAAGGUGACAGGGGUGAUAUGGGUGAGAUAGAGGUGCAGGCCAGCCCCCAACAGCCGAUAGCAGGUUAUAGGCAUUUCUGCUUUUAAAGGCAUUAUCCCAUUGAGCCACCAUAUGUAGUGUUAACCGUGAGUGGGAUCUCCCGAACCCAGAAACAUUGCCUUUAAAAGCCUCACUGCCUCUAACCUUAAGUAUUCAUGUAGUGAGCUUGAGGAUUCCUGACUGUCUGAUUUCCUGCUUCACACAAACACUACAGGCCAGGAUGUUAACCAACUAGUCCCACUUUGAUUUAUUCACCUUCAAUGAUGUGCUGUACAUAAUGUAUUUAUCUAUUUAUUUCUGUAUUUAUUGACUGAGGAUUGUGAUUGGUUGAGACAGUCUUUCAGCCAAACAGACCAGUUUAAAGCUGAGCCUGUUGGUUUGGUGUGUCAUGAUACUGCUCAGUGGGUGGCCCAUUUAGGUUACGGGAAAAUCUGAAAUGGCUCCCUAUUACCUAUGUAGUGCACUACUUUGAGCCAAAAGAAGUGCCCUAUUUGAGGAAGGAAUAUUUAUAGGAAUAAGAGGAGCUUUUGAGCAAUACCUGAAGAACCUAUUCCCUAUAUAGAACAAGUCAACUACUUAGCCAAUAGGAGGAAUAUGGUUCCAUUCCAGAGGCAACCUACUGUGUCUGUUGAGCUGUGGCUGCUGGUCCACUAGGGGAUUCUAGCUCUUAGCUGUGGCUGCUGGUCCACUAGGGGAUUCUAGCUCUUAGCUGUGGCUGCUGGUCCACUAGGGGAUUCUAGCUCUUAACUGUGGCUGCUGGUCCACUAGGGGAUUCUAGCUCUUAGCUGUGGCUGCUGGUCCACUAGGGGAUUCUAGUUCUUAGCUGUGGCUGCUGGUCCACUAGGGGAUUCUAGCUCUUAGCUGUGGCUGCUGGUCCACUAGGGGAUUCUAGCUCUUAGCUGUGGCUGCUGGUCCACUAGGGGAUUCUAGCUCUUAGUUGUGGCUGCUGGUCCACUAGGGGAUUCUAGCUCUUAGCUGUGGCUGCUGGUCCACUAGGGGAUUCUAGCUCUUAGCUGUGGCUGCUGGUCCACUAGGGGAUUCUAGCUCUUAGCUGUGGCUGCUGGUCCACUAGGGGAUUCUAGUUCUUAGCUGUGGCUGCUGGUCCACUAGGGGAUUCUAGCUCUUAGCUGUGGCUGCUGGUCCACUAGGGGAUUCUAGCUCUUAGCUGUGGCUGCUGGUCCCCUAGGGGAUUCUAGCUCUUAGCUGUGGCUGCUGGUCCACUAGGGGAUUCUAGCUCUUAGCUCUGGCUGCUGGUCCACUAGGGGAUUCUAGCUCUUAGUUGUGGCUGCUGGUGCACUAGGGGAUUCUAGCUCUUAGCUGUGGCUGCUGGUCCACUAGGGGAUUCUAGCUCUUAGCUGUGGCUGCUGGUCCACUAGGGGAUUCUAGCUCUUAGCUGUGGCUGCUGGUCCACUAGGGGAUUCUAGCUCUUAGCUGUGGCUGCUGGUCCACUAGGGGAUUCUAGCUCUUAGCUGUGGCUGCUGGACCACUAGGGGAUUCUAGCUCUUAGCUGUGGCUGCUGGUCCACUAGGGGAUUCUAGCUCUUAGCUGUGGCUGCUGGUCCACUAGAGGAUUCUAGCUCUUAGCUGUGGCUGCUGGACCACUAGGGGAUUCUAGCUCUUAGCUGUGGCUGCUGGACCACUAGGGGAUUCUAGCUCUUAGCUGUGGCUGCUGGUCCACUAGGGGAUUCUAGCUCUUAGCUGUGGCUGCUGGUCCACUAGGGGAUUCUAGCUCUUAGCUGUGGCUGCUGGACCACUAGGGGAUUCUAUUUUUGUUCUGAUAGCAAUCUUGACUUUUGUGUCCAGCUUUACUUCAACAGUACUUGAUUGCAAUUUUAUAAAUUCACAUUGAAUCUUGAGGGUGCCGUGAAAAUAGUGAGCUGUUGUGGGCUUACAGAUUUGUAACGGCCGGGAGAGCCCAGCACAGAAUGUUUUCUUUCAGUAGUCUUUUUCCCGACACCCCUGGACCCCUAGCUAAGCUAGCUGGAUUGGUUAGUUUAACUAGCUGCAGACUGUCAGUUUAGCUAGGAUAGCUGGAUUGGUUAGCUUAACUAGCUGCAUACUGUCAGUGUAGCUAGGAUAGCUGGAUUGGUUAGCUUAGCUUGCUGCGUACUGUCAGUUUAGCUAGGAUAGCUGGAUUGGUUAGCUUAGCUUGCUGCAUACUGUCAGUUUAGCUAGGAUAGCUGGAUUGGUUAGCUUAGCUUGCUGCAUACUGUCCGGUUAGCAAAAAUGGCUGGAUUACUGACAUCAUCACCCCCCAACCUCAACCCUGUACAGCCCUACUGUACACUGUACUGUACCUAUGUUAAGGACAAGCACCAAGCUGACAGCCCCCCCCCCAUCUCUAACAGAAGAAGUGUCCAGGGGCAUUUGUCAUUAGCCACCACUUCUCUCUAUCUCUCUCCAUCUUUCUAACACAUUCUCUUUCUCUCUCUCUCUCUCUCUUUCUCCAUCUUUCUAACUAACACAUUCUCUCUCUCUCUCUCUCUCUCUCUCCAUCUUUCUAACUAACACAUUCUCUCUCUCUCUCUCUCUCUCUCUCUCUCUCUCUCUCUCCUUCUGUCUAACAGAGGAAGAGUCCAGGGACAUGUUUGAUGUAUUGUUUCACAUGGAGACCAACCCAACAGGUUAAAACUCUGUACUGAAUAAGACACAGUAUAAUAAUUAUAACAAUAAAAGUAUGUUGGAAGUACUUCUGAUUCACACAGAGGAACAUGUUUAGAGGGUUAAAAUACAUCAGUCUUCAGAACACUGUCAACAACUGGUUUGCACUGAUCUGGUACGAAGAGCAUCUGAAGACAGGAAUGUCUAUGGAGCAUAAACAUGGAAAACAGUUGCUGACUUAACAUGUAACUUCUAUCCAGGUCUCCAUUGGCGUCAGUUCAACUGUUUCAAUUCAACUGUUUCAGUUUAACUGAGUUUACAGUUUAACUGAGUUUACAGUGAUCUGCCGGUACGGUAUGGUGGCUUGGGAGGGACACUGGUCUAUGGGACGUUGUGGGGUAUUUAGGGCCGGGAUUCAAUCCAUAGAGCGCUCUCGGCUAUGCAGCUUUUAAAGGCCCAUGUUACUCUUAGGAACAACUGUACUCUACAUCUCUUGUCUGUCUGCCACACUCCCUUACCUACAUUCCUAUAUAAUGGGUACUAUUUUGGUAUCUCUGUUUAUUAUUUGUGACACAGAGGUCAUAUGAAGAUGUUUUCUGGAGGGUUUGUUUCUUAUAUUAUGUUUUGCUCAUUGUUUUGUGUAAAUACUGAUACUGUGGUGAUGAUAUGAAACAUUUGAUUGGACAGGAUAGAAGUGGUGUGGUGAAUCUAAAGGAUUUGAUUGGACAGGAGAGAAAGUGGUGUGGUAAUUCUAAUGGAUUUGAUUGGACAGGAGAGAAAGAGGUGUGGUGAAUCUGAAGGAUGGCUGCAGUGCCUUGUCAGAGAGCAGUUGUUGUUUUUUGACAUGGUUUUGGUUCCAGUCUGCACCGUUUUAGUAAAAGUUGUACAAAACUAAA